Molecule: messenger RNA, 1532 nt
Organism: Durio zibethinus
Lineage: Eukaryota; Viridiplantae; Streptophyta; Magnoliopsida; Malvales; Malvaceae
Product: zinc transporter ZTP29
Biological process (GO): zinc ion transmembrane transport
Cellular component (GO): membrane
Molecular function (GO): zinc ion transmembrane transporter activity
Source: RefSeq, a predicted model, not a curated record
AACACUUGUAUAUAUAAAACUACAACAAUUAGUUGAAGUUAGGUUUAGACUGUAGAGCAAGCAAGAAAAAGGCCGUUUAACACUUAACUGAUUCCCUCGUUUAAGCGCCCUAUUUCUUCAACCUUUCUUUUUUCCGCAAUUAAUCUUUCUCUUAUGCUUUAUUUUCCGUCUUUGUCUUUUACUAUUCUUUAUUAUUAUUCCUAUUCUUAUCUUUUGGGUAGUCAAAUAUCAGUCCAAAACCCUCCAUGAACUAUCAACCCCCUUCUAACUGUAGCAUUUUUUAAAGUGAAGGAACAAAGAGAGAGAAGCAAAAUUUUCCAUGGAUUCCCAAGUUAUAGUGGCGCUUGCUCUUUCACUUGUGGGUGGAUUCAGUACUUCUCUAGGUGCUCUUUUUGUAAUUCUUAAUCAAGCUCCAAAUUUGAAAAUGCUUGGGCUUUUACAGGGUUUUGCUGCAGGUCUAAUGUUGAGCAUAUCAUUCCUUGAUUUGGCUCAUAAUGCUAUGAACUCCAUCGGUUUCUUGAAAGGCAACCUCUGGUUUUUUGCUGGUGUUGUCUUCUUUGCUGUGAUUGCCAAUUUUAUACCAGAACCAACACUUUCUCAGAGUUCUGAGGUGCAAAGCAAAAAGAAAAACAGUGAUGAAGGGGGCAAGGACAUGAUGAAAAAGCAUCGACGCCAGGUUUUAUUCAGUGGAGUUAUUACAGCAAUAGGCAUAAGCUUGCAUAAUUUUCCAGAGGGGAUGGCAGUUUUCCUUGGAUCCAUGAAGGGCCUUCAUGUUGGACUUAAUUUGGCUUUGGCCAUUGCUUUGCACAACAUCCCAGAGGGUGUUGCUGUUGCACUUCCUGUUUAUUUUGCUACUCAAAGUAAGUGGCAGGCAUUCAAAUUGGCAACACUUUCUGGUUUUGCUGAGCCACUUGGUGUUGUAAUUGUUGCCUACCUAUUCCCAAGCAGCUUAAGUCCUGAAAUUCUUGAGGGCUUGUUAGGAUCAGUUGGUGGGGUGAUGGCCUUCCUAACAUUACAUGAAAUGCUGCCAUUGGCAUUUGAGUAUGCGGGGCAGAAGCAAGCUGUCAAGGCCGUUUUCUUUGGAAUGGCUUUCAUGUCUGCAAGCCUAUACUUUCUUGAAUUAAGCUUACCUGUGGAGAUGAGCUUGUAGCCUCUUUCCAUGAACCAACCAACAAAAUAUUGUAAAUUCCUAUACCAUGGUGUCUGCUUUUGCAUAUGAUAUUGAUGGCUUUCUCUGAUCUUUUAGCCAAAUGUUGAGAAGACCUACUUUAGAUCUAAAGCAAAAGGACGAAGGGGCAAAAAUGUAAUGUACAAAAAAUAUCAAUUUUUUUCUUUUAACAAAAUAAAGAUUGAAAACAAAGAAAAAAAAAGGGAAAUAGUUUACAAAUUUUGUAUUUUAAUAGCUUAUUGUUCUGGUUGAACCUCAUUUAUUUCUUUACCAAAAUGCAAAAAUCAUACUUGUGAAAUCUCCCUUUUUUUUUUUUUUGGUGGAUUUUGCAUCUCCAAUUGGCUCAUCUAUUAUUUAUAGCUAG